Penicillium subrubescens is the source of this 1083-nucleotide messenger RNA. RefSeq names its product putative glycosyl hydrolase. The transcript has a single exon. Gene Ontology annotation, biological process: carbohydrate metabolic process; peptidoglycan turnover. Bases 1 to 1083 code for a protein of 360 amino acids. NCBI's taxonomy places the organism in Eukaryota, Fungi, Ascomycota, Eurotiomycetes, Eurotiales, Aspergillaceae. The record is from RefSeq and is a predicted model, not a curated record. Gene Ontology annotation, molecular function: hydrolase activity, hydrolyzing O-glycosyl compounds.
AUGCGGUGGACUACAGCCUCACAUCUUCUUACUCUCUGCUUCUCUCUAGCCACGUCAACUCAGGCUGGAAGAUCAGAUGAUAUAUCUGCACAAGUUGGACACCACGUUGUUUUCUCUUAUCCAGGCCUCAACCCACCAACACAUCUAUUCGACUUGAUCAAACAAGGCAAAGUGGGUGGUAUCAUCCUCUUCGGAGAAAACGUCGCCGACAACAUCAGCACAAUCAUCAGCGACUUCCAAGAUGCCUAUAAACAGAGCUCCACGUAUGUGGGAAGCCCUCUAUUGAUUAUGACCGACCAAGAGGGCGGAAUAGUCCGACGACUACCCGGUGGACCAGUCCAAAGCGCCAAACAAGUUGGCCAGUCGAGCAACCCGCGAGCGAGUGCGACACAAUCUGGCAAGGACGCUGCGAGUGCUCUCCGGAACUACCAGGUGAAUACCAAUCUUGCGCCAGUCCUGGGGGUGUAUCGCGAGGCAGGCGACUUUUUGGAUAAUUAUGGCCGUUCCUAUGGGAAUACCUCUGCGCUGGUCGCAACAUGUGGACCAGCGUUCAUUAGCGCCCAGCAAGCAGCCGGGAUCAUCGCAACAGCUAAACACUUCCCUGGUCUUGGAGCGGCUGGCAAAACUGAGAACACGGAUGAGGUGCCCGUCACCAUCGACCUGACACUGGAUGAGAUUCGCGCCGUCGACGAAAUCCCGUACACGAAGGCUAUUCCCGCUGGUGUUGACAUGGUAAUGAACUCUUGGGCACUGUACCCGGCCUUGGACGCCAAGUACCCGUCAGGACUAAGCAAAGCCUGGAUUCAGGAUGAGCUGCGCGGGCGACUUGGUUUCCAGGGUGUCACUAUUACAGACGCAAUCGAGGCUGGGGCUCUUCAUGCCUUUGGCGAUGAUGCCGCGCGCGGUGUCCUGGCUAGCCAGGCCGGUAUGGAUAUAAUUCUUGCGUCUGCACGGAAUGUCACGCAAGGAGAGGCUGUUGUUACCGCGCUGGUCUCAGCAUUGCAGGAUGGCUCCUUGUCGCAGGAGUCUUUCUCAGAGGCCACUGAUCGCAUUCUAGCCCUUCGUAAGAAGAUCACUGUGUGA